Fusarium oxysporum Fo47 is the source of this 1569-nucleotide messenger RNA. Its product is annotated as amino acid/polyamine transporter I. Gene Ontology annotation, biological process: transmembrane transport. NCBI's taxonomy places the organism in Eukaryota, Fungi, Ascomycota, Sordariomycetes, Hypocreales, Nectriaceae. Gene Ontology annotation, cellular component: membrane. The coding region runs from base 1 to 1569 and encodes 522 amino acids. The transcript has 3 exons. Gene Ontology annotation, molecular function: transmembrane transporter activity. The record is from RefSeq and is a predicted model, not a curated record.
AUGGAGGUUGAGAAGGUCAACGGUGGUAUCCUUGAGAAAGGAGACAUCACUGAAGGAGAAACAACCGAACAAGGCUCCGUUAUCAAUGCCUCCGGCCAUACAGAUCAGCUUACUCGCCAGUAUGGUCUCGUUGGGCUCACAGGCAUUGCGGUGACAGUCAACAAUGCCUGGGUUGUCCUCGGUUCCUCAAUCUCUGUAUCUAUUCUCAGUGGAGGCAUUUCGGGAGUCAUUUACGGCCUCAUAGUAGCAGUGAUCUACUACACUUUCAUCGGUCUGAGUAUAUCAGAGUUUGCUUCUUCCUGUCCUAGCUCCGGUGGUGUAUAUCAUUGGGCUACUAUAGCUGCGGGACCUAAAUGGGGUCGUGUCACUGGCUUCUACACAGGGUGGAUCAACUUCUAUGGCUGGAUGUUCGGUCUGGCAUCUCUCGUCCAAGUCGCUGCCAACGCAGGUGUUCAAUGCUAUGCCACUCUCACGCCCGACUUCUCUCCCUCAGCAUGGCAUGUUUAUGUCGCGUACCUGAUUGUUAUCUGGCUCAGUGCCUUCAUCGUCGUUUUCUCGAACCGACUUGUUCCCUACACUCAGAAGCUUGGCCUUUUCCUUGUUGUUGCAGGAGGUCUCGUGACUAUCAUUAUCGUCGCUGUCAUGCCGUCAAAGCAUGCUUCCAGUGAUUUUGUAUGGAAUUCGUUCCAUGAGAACAACCUGACUGGCUGGAAUGAUGGUGUUGCGUUCAUGGUUGGCAUUCUCAACGGAGCUUUCACGAUUGGAACUCUCGAUGCGAUCACUCAUAUGGCUGAAGAGACUAAGAACCCAAAGAAGGAUCUGCCACGAGCUAUCUUUCUUUAUAUCUCCAUCGGUGGUGUCUAUGCUUUGGCUUUCGCUAUUGUUCUGGGUUACGCCAUUUCCGACUUGUCUGUUCUUCAAGGAAACUCUAACACCUUUCCACUGGCUGGUAUCUACCAUCAAGCCACUGGAAGCGCCGCCGCUACUUUUGCCCUACUCUUCAUCAUUCUCAUCUCAUCUCUUUGCUGUGUCAUUGGAACCGUCUUAACAAACUGUCGAACAUAUUGGACUUUGGCUCGAGACCGAGCUGUGCCAUUCUCCAAUUAUUUCAGCAGAGUGAGUGCGAAGCUUGGUACCCCAGUUGAGUCAACUCUAUUCGUGGCAGUCAUUGCCUCGGGUAUCGGUGCAAUCCCACUAGGAAGUUCGGUUGGUUUCAGUAACUUGACUGGCUCAUUCAUCAUUAUCACGACAGUGUCUUACGCUAUCCCGAUUGUGUCGAAUGUCCUGAGCGGCCGCAAACGAUUCUCGCCCGGACCCUUCCACCUGAAGAACCUUGGGUACUGGAUCAACGGACUCACCAUACUCUUGGUUGUGGUCUUUGACGUGUUCUUUUGUUUCCCCUUCGGUAUCCCAUUUGAUGCAACAACGAUGAACUACAACUCUGUGAUUCUUUGUGGUCUCUGUUUCUUGAUUACGGUAUGGUGGUUCCUGUCAGCCUCAAAGCAUUAUCCGGGGCCUUCGUUUCAUCAGGUGUAUGAUGGAGAUGAAAACAAAGAGACGGUAUCAUAA